Xyrauchen texanus (razorback sucker) is the source of this 5552-nucleotide messenger RNA. Its product is annotated as E3 ubiquitin-protein transferase MAEA. Gene Ontology annotation, molecular function: protein binding; ubiquitin protein ligase activity. The record is from RefSeq and is a predicted model, not a curated record. Gene Ontology annotation, cellular component: nucleus; GID complex; cytoplasm. Lineage: Eukaryota; Metazoa; Chordata; Actinopteri; Cypriniformes; Catostomidae. Bases 608 to 1654 code for a protein of 348 amino acids. The transcript has 9 exons. Gene Ontology annotation, biological process: proteasome-mediated ubiquitin-dependent protein catabolic process.
GAUCCAACUAACGAAAAUGACCGAUCAGAUGGGAAGUAUGUGGCUGUAUUUAGACAGUUAACUGGUUAGCUCUAUGGCUAGAUAACUUAGCAAAACAAGUCCCAGACAAACAGAUCCCACUGAAGUGAGCGCCAGCCGUCGAGCGAUUCCUCGUUAACGACAUCGCCUGUACAGGUAUUCGGCGACAGGAGGGAUAUGUUGUGUAAUGCCAGUCUAACCGAAGUCAUCCUCGCAAUUCGGGACAUUCUUUAAUUGAUUAGAAACUAUCAUAUUAUUAUACAGGGGUUCCCUUGUGUAACCAACGAGUAAUGCAGUUUAAGGCAGAUUAAGGGUUCAUUAGCGAGGCGGAUAGUGACACGAAUCGGAUCGGAAUAUAUUGCUACUUCAUUACCUCACCAUCUAUUAGAUAACACUACUGCUUAGUUAUAUAUACACUGGAUUUGAACGCUGUCAUCUGAAAAUAUGAUGUCGUUAGAUACUAAUCGAAUACCUGCUGGAGGAAAUCAUACAUACGAGUGGUGAUCAUAGAUCGGUUCCUUAUGAAACCUUAAACAAGCGCUUUAGAGCGGCUCAGAAGAACAUCGACCGGGAGACCAGUCACGUGACGAUGGUUGUGGCAGAACUGGAGAAAACCCUCAGUAGUUUUCCAGUGGUAGAUACUGUGGUCUCUCUUCUGGAUGGAGUUGUUGAGAAGCUCAGCGCCCUUAAGAGAAAAGCAGCAGAGUCUAUACAAGCAGAGGAUGAGAGCGCUAAGCUAUGUAAGCGACGCAUAGAGCACCUGAAGGAACAUAGCAGUGACCAGCCAGCUAUCGUCAAUGUCUGGAAGAAGAAGCGCAUGGAUCGCAUGAUGGUGGAACACUUACUACGCUGUGGCUAUUACAACACUGCAGUCAAGCUAGCCAGACAAAGUGGUAUUGAGGAUUUGGUCAACAUAGAAAUGUUUCUUACUGCAAAAGAAGUUGAGGAAUCACUGGAACGACAGGAAACGGCUACCUGUCUCGCUUGGUGCCAUGACAACAAGUCUCGCCUACGAAAAAUGAAAAGCUGUUUGGAGUUCAGUUUAAGGAUCCAGGAAUUUAUUGAACUCAUUCGACAAAACAAACGCAUGGAUGCAGUAAGACAUGCACGCAAACACUUCAGCCAAGCUGAAGGAGGACAGUUGGACGAGGUACGGCAGGUGAUGGGUAUGCUGGCUUUUCCCUCUGACACGCACAUCUCACCGUAUAAGGAUCUUUUGGAUCCAGCUCGUUGGAAAAUGCUGAUCCAGCAGUUCAGAUUUGACAACUACAGAUUACACCAGCUGGGGAACAACUCUGUGUUUACCAUUACCCUGCAGGCAGGGCUGUCUGCCAUCAAAACCCCGCAGUGUUAUAAAGAGGAUGGUACUUCCAAAAACCCAGACUGCCCUGUCUGUAGCAAGUCACUGAACAAAUUGGCUCAACCUCUUCCCAUGGCCCACUGUGCAAACUCACGGCUGGUGUGCAAAAUAUCUGGGGAAGUCAUGAAUGAGAAUAACCCACCCAUGAUGCUGCCUAAUGGCUAUGUGUAUGGUUACAGUUCUCUAUUGUCCAUUCGUCAAGAUGACAAGGUGGUAUGCCCCAGAACCAAAGAGGUUUUCAACUUUUCCCAGGCCGAGAAGGUUUAUAUUAUGUGAUGGGAGCUCCACAUAAGUUUUGGAACGUAAAAUUGUGGCGCCAUCGAAGGUGGGGUGAAUCUCAAGCUGACGCCAUUUGUCCAAGGGCUUCAGUCCUCCUGCCCUUUGUUCCAUGCGAACAAAUCUAAUUUGACAAAAUGCCCUCAUCCUCAACUGGCCUACAAGACCUACACUGAAUGGAUGGUUCAGAAUGGAGUUGCCCUGCGCUAAUCCGGACAGUUAUGACAAGCAAAGAUUGUUGUUUGUUUUUAAAAGGAUUGAUAUUUUGGCAUUUAUUUACCUGGAUUCUUGAGAGUAGUGUAAAACAGUGAACACGGCUCCAUAUCACCUUAUCUCCAAAUGCUUCUGCCUUGUAGUGUGUAAACAAUAUGAAUUGUUCAUUGUUGUUGUUUUUUUUUAACAAGGGCACCCAUUUAGGUCAUUGUUUUUUAGAAAGAUUGUGAGUGGGUAGUUGUAGAGAACACACUCUGAUGCGUUUGCACCUGUGAAAUCUGUGACCACAUACAUUUAUGUUGAAGUGAUAUUAAUGUGUUUGAUGGACAUCCUCACAUUCUGAGGUAACCUGUAAGAAAAUGUUGUAGCAUCAAUAGCAAUACUUCUCUUUAUCACAACUCAGUAGAUGUUUGGACUAGAAAGACAUUACAGUGUUUGUUUUUGUUUUUUAUUAAAGACUUACAUUAGUUUACAUUUUACAGUGCAUACCAUAUGGAAUUGUUAUGAAUACCAUCAUCAUCCAUCGUAAAAUAAAAUUAAUUUUUUUUGUAUGACCAAAGUCUGUUUAGGACAAGUGUGCAAGAUUGAAUUUUUUAAGAUAUUCCUAGUUCUCUUUUUUUUUUUUCUGACCGUGGAUUGGUAUUAGAAAGCUGUAUAACAAUGUUGUUAAUGACUUCAUGCUGCAUUUAGUGAUGUUUUGUGACUACAGGUUCAAUAGUAAAUUUAAAUAAAGCAGUUUGGUUGGUUUUUGAAUCUAUAGGUAGAUUCAAAUCUUGCAGCUUGAUUUUACAAGGACUUAAGGUCUUUACCCCCCCACACAAAUCAGUUAUGUAUCUUUUAGAGAUAUAAACUUGUAUUGAGCACAAUUUUCAGAGCAUUUUCCUGAACCCGAAAAGUCUCUGGUUUCACAGGAUCAACAGCAGGUAAUCAUUGAGGGGGACCUACUGUACACGAGGCUCUUUUAGUUUAAACUUUAAGUACACCGACAUGAUCCUCCUUUUUGGUAAUGACUCCCUAGAUGUGUGUUUAAUUGUAAUUGUGGAAACUUAAUUAGAAACUGUCCAUGCAUGUCUAUGUUGGUAGGGUAGGUGGGUUCUUCAUGUCCAAUUGCCAAUAAAGAUGGAUUUGAUUAUGGAUUGCGUUGUCUUCAAUAAAAGCACAGAAUUGUUUAACUCCAAAUGUCAAAAACAGAACAUUUCUUCCAAGUUCACAAUAAAGUAAAAAAAGAACAGUUAAUACUUAUUACGUAACUUAGUUUUUUUUUUUUUGUGGUAUUGAAUGUAUCUUGUAGUUCUCAUGACUUGUUUAAAUAAAAUGAAUUCCAUAUUGAAUAAGAUAUGCAGUGUUAUUUGACCGGAUGCUCCGCGUCAUGACUGAGUGACACCUCGCGCAGCAAGAGCGGGAAUUUUUAGAUGUUCUUCCAACGGUAAUUUUGCCUCAGCUCAGGUUAGCCUAAUAACUACUACAUCUUGGAAAAUAUGGAACAUAAAUACAGAAUUUACACUGUAUCGCCGUCUUGCUUACAAACUAUAAUGACUAAUUAAACAGCAUAACUUGUCUGUCAUAAUUAAAUAAUUUCUGAGUAGAAGUCUCUAGUACCGAGCUAAUGAGUUGAAUCAAGUGUUAUUGAUUAGGGAGAUAUCUGAAAUGUGUAGUGUUGGGGCGCCUUCUGGAACAGGAUAUAAAGGGAACCACUAGCUGAAGCUCUUGAGUUGAAUCCAUUUGAGAAAGCUAUUCUCUUGCAAAUUAAAAAUCAUCUAAUGCAUAUCCAAUUAACAUACUUUGAUGUAUAACAUUAUGCUUACUUUUAUAGAUGAGGUUGAAGUGGAACAAUAUGACCCGUUUCUUUAUCCCCCUCACGAAUGUGGGUGCUCAGAUGCGAAACUGUCAGUUGUUCUACAACGUGGGCAAAGUUCUCAAGCUCAGCUGGCUUAAAAACAAGACAAACGAAGUGAGCCAUUUAUCUUUGUUAUCUUUAAUGUUAUAUUCUUUUAUUUGAGGUUCAAGUGAUAUAACAUCUGAUGGAUCUUUAAACAGGAUGUUAAAGCAAUAUUUGCCUUGCUUUUGCCCAUGCAUAGAGAACAACGACUUUGUUACUCUACAGGAAAUACUAGUGAGGGUAGUGAUGAAAAGGCCUGUUAGCUAAAAUGCCCUCUGAUAUAAAUUUGAGAGGAUUAUGUUACUUUUUCAUAAAACCUGUUGUUAGAUGGAUGCAAAUGUUGGUGACUAUGAUGGCUAUACUGCCAUGCACAGAACUUGUGAAAAGAGUAAGAGCAAUAUGGUAAAUGAUUUACUGUCUAGUGGAGCAACAAGCCAACUGGAAAACCGCUUUGGUUGCACACCCUUGCACCUUGCCAUAAAAAAACAAGUACGUAUUUUUUAAUCCCUCAAAUAGUGUUUCCACAGGUUUUAAGUAAUAAAUCAAUAAAUCAACAAUAAAUCAUGUUAAUUUUUGAGUGUAAAUAACUUGUAUUUCAUGUGCCAGGUACUUUGACCUGAUUACGAUUUUAAGAUUAAAAAGGUGCCACUGUAGCUCUUAAGCCUAUGCGAAUCGGCAUGGAUCUUAUCAAGUAAGUCUUUCAAACUUAAAAUAAAUGUGUACAUCCAUUGUAGACAUUUGCACGAGGCUCUCCGUUAUAAUUUAGGGCAGUCCGGCCUACAGACUAUCAGCUUUUGCAUGCAUGGUUUAGCUGGAGUGAUCAUGAACCAGGGUGAUUAUAAUGGACAGACUGCUUUACAUGUGGCAGUGAAGAAGUGGCAUAAGAACAUGGUGGCCAAAUUCUUGAGUAUGGAGAUUCCCCACGGGUAUAAUAAAUGUAGAUGCAAUUAUGUAUAUUUUACAUUUCUGUCAACAUAUUUUUCAAAAUUAAUAAAAUUCUUCAGAUACUGUCUGUAACAUGUAUAAUUUGUCUUUUCCCAAUCUGAAGAGGGAUGUGUGGGAAAGGACAAGAGGUCGACCGAUUAAUCGGCCGGCCGAUUAAUCGGCCGAUUUUUUGCAUUUUUUACAUAAUCGGCAUCGGCCAAUAUCCACGCAUAUCAAGCCGAUUAUUAGGCAGGCGCAUCUGUGGGCAGCCUAGUGUUGUUGUGGAACACGUGUUCGACGCACACUGCCCCUAGAGUCAUUUUCCAGCAGAGUGAGCAGACCUCAUCCAGUGCCUAAGGAAGGAGCUAAGUUCCUUGGAGAAAACAGUAAGGGUUAAAUUUGUAUAACUUCUUUAGAUUUAAUUAAAAACUUUUGAUACGUUACUGCCAACUUCAAGAAAAAACGUGACAAACGCGAUAGUUGACAUGACGUUCGGCUACUUUGGAUAUUGAUAGCGUAGUUGAAGUUGCAUUAUCACAUCAGAAGGGUUGCUAUCAUGUCACAAUAAGCAAGCAAGAAUUUUGCAAUUACAGACAGUGAAUCUGAGACUUUUAUUUGUUCUGUUUGUGUGUCUUAUAUUUGAGAGGGUUGUCACUCAAUGCAGAUAAAUAAGUAAUAAAAAUAUACCAACGCAGUAUUGAAGGACCGGCUUUGGUAAGCUCGGACGUUACCGGUUCUGCUGUCGGUACUGGAGAAAUUAAGAAAAUACAUUCUUUAUUGCUAUAAAGAGAAAGUUAUUUUAUAUCGCCAGCCAUUUCUAUGUAUAAUAAUAUGAAACCAUUUGUCUGUGAUGCAAUUUAGCUAUUCGCAGUCAGAGAGAGA